Molecule: messenger RNA, 629 nt
Organism: Amphiprion ocellaris (clown anemonefish)
Lineage: Eukaryota; Metazoa; Chordata; Actinopteri; Pomacentridae
Gene: borcs7
Product: BLOC-1 related complex subunit 7
Exons: 5
Coding region: 29-340 (103 amino acids)
Cellular component (GO): BORC complex
Source: RefSeq, a predicted model, not a curated record
CCCGGCUACCCGUCGUCUGAAAAAGAAAAUGGCGUCCGUGGAUUCUCAGCCUCGGUUCGGUCAGUCUGUUAAAGGGUUACUGUCCGAUAAAGUAGGCUCCUGCAGUGGGGAUGUGAUUGCCUUGACCCGCCAAGUGCUGAAGGGAUCUCGGAGUCAGGAGCUUCUUGGUCAAGCAGCAAGAAAUAUGGUCAUUCAGGAGGAUGCCAUUCUGCACUCUGAGGAUAGUCUGAGAAAAAUGUCCAUUAUCACCACACAUUUACAAUACCAGCAAGAGGCCAUCCAGAAGAAUGUGGAGCACUCUAAAAACCUGCAGGACCAGCUGAGACACCUGCUGAAGUGACGGAGCAGCAAACUACUGUAAGCUGACAAUGACGCACUGAAGAAGGCUCCUGUGUCAAUGCUGCCCCAGCAUGAUCUGAAGCAGUCUUAAGUGUUUUCACAUUCCAGAUACACUGCUGGCUGAUUCAGUUGUGAUUCCAUCAUUUCUCAAUACAGUGAAGUGAAGUGCUGCUCUGUACCAAACACAAACAUGCCUGUGCUUAAUAAUGUUUCUGCAAAGCAUGGACCAUAUGAUGCCUUUUGAGUUAUGUCACUUUUAUUAUGUGUAUUAAAAAAUACUGUCUGUGUCA